AUGUCAACGAUCAAAGAUGGGGACAAAUCGUUCAAUGACGCAAUAAAAUUAGAACUAGACGGCGACUACGAUAGCGCAUUCAAUGCUUAUCUCUCGACAGCCCAUCUCUACUUGUCCAUACGGAAGCAGGCGACGCUGCAGUCAGAUAUCUCUACAAUUAACAAAAGGUAUCACCAAGUACUCGAUCGUGCACAACGGACAAAGAAACUCAGACGGCCCGGUGCACGUAUACAGAGACCAGAAGACGAGGCGAGCAUAUUGGAAGCAUCAUCGACGAUCAACAACCGUAAUUACCCUCUCUGGGCAGCCCAGCGUGAUCAGCAAUCUGCCAGAAUAUACCCGCCUUCUCUCUCACGUGCACAACUAGACAAAGGCGCUAGGUAUUGUCUACCUCCUCCAAACAGUGUCAUAUGUGAUCCUUAUGCCUCCUCACGGGAUAUCACUCAAGAUGUCAUCAGUGACUGCUCAGUAGUCGCGUCUCUAUCAGCUUGUAGCAUUCAUAACCAGCGUUUCGGCACUUCACUAGGAUCGAAUGCGAUAUACCCUCAAGAUGACUACCGGAAAUCCUCUAAAGGAGUAUACAACCUCCGCUUCUAUCUCAACGGUGCCUGGAGGUGCGUGACUAUCACCGACGACUUGCCUACUACUCCAGAAGGACAUAUCAUGACAGCAGCAUCAACCUCUGCUAGUUAUACUCUCGAGAUAUGGCCGGCACUUAUAGAGAAGGCGAUAAUGACACUCUGGGGCACCUACGAAUUUAGUGGUAGCAAUUCAUCCACGGAUUUGCAGAUGAUUACAGGCUGGAUACCUGAGCAUAUACACUUUCAUAGCAGGUAUUUCAAACAGGAGCAAAUCUGGCAGCGAAUCUUGGAUGGCUACAGCAGCGGUAUAUGCUUGAUAACACUCGGGAGUAAGCAGAAUCGCGAACUGAUGUCUCAAGAUCUACUCCGCCAAGGUUUUGUGGAGAACCACGCCUAUGCUAUCCAAGAAGUCCGCGAAGAGGACACCAGGAGGAGAAUGCGCGUUAUAGAUUCUUGGAAUAAAACCUCACGCAAAACAUGGCUAGAUUGGGAAUACAUCACUAACAAUUUUGAUUCUAUCUAUCUAUCUUGGGAUCCUGAUAUCUUUCCUCAAUCUGUCAGCAAGACAUUCGCGUAUCGGAACACAGAAGGAAAUCCACUAGAGCAUUGUCCACAAUAUACGAUCUCCGUCGAUACGCACUCACAGACUGAGUUGUGGCUGCUGCUUUCGAGACAUAUAAAAGAUAAUAGUGGUUAUUAUUCAGCAUUGCAUGCAUCUCGACAUGUAGCAGAGACAAUCGUCGAGGAUGCAAGUCAUAGUGAUAGUAUCAACAGUCUCGUAAGAGUGCUUGUAAAUCCUGGCAAGGAUGUCCAUGCUGUUAUAUCGCAAGUUGUCAAAGAUACGACAGUUCAGGAUUGUUAUUACACGCUUACAGCCUACUCUUCUUUCCCAAUGGAGAUGAAAUCUGCGUAUGAAUUAUAUUCAUUCUCUCAAAUGCUUUCUGGAGCAUGGUCGCUCAGAUCUUCUGGGGGUAAUUGUUUGUCGCAGUCUUACGGUAUUAACCCACAUUAUACCUUACGUAUUAGCAAUACCGCACAAUUGCGCCUGGUUUUGGAAUCUGAGCAUGAUAUACCGAUCAACAUUAAACUCCUGUGGGGAAACAAAGAACGCGUUUUUGGGCUAAAGAAACAGGACGUAGUUGCUGAUUCUGGACUAUAUACACAUAAGCUGGCUGUAUUGAAUUGUGAGGAGCUAGAAGGGAAAGAAUACACGAUUGUCAUAUCGCCAUUCGAAGCUGGUCAAAUGUCGACAUACACGCUUUAUGCUGAUUGCACGGCACCGCUUACACUCAAGGGAAUACCACAAGAAGGAUCGGGGAUGUUUGCAGCUAGAGAUGUCGCUGGUGUAGCUGAUGAAAAUGCUGAAUAUCAUUUUGAACUCACAAAAGAGACUCAAGUGAGACUCCGAUUGGAGAAGGAUUCUAGAAGUGUAGCUGUGGAGUUGACAAUAAAAGAAAUAGACAGCAACACGGUUAUCUACCAAACUGAUGAUUUAAUAAUCGACAGAAAACUCCAGGCUGGACGCUACGCCGUCACGGUAAGAGGCACGACUAGAGGGAUGAUAAAAACGAGGUAUAAGCUGUUAUUUUGGACGGAAUUACCGAAUAUAGAGCUAAGAUAG
This is a messenger RNA of Wallemia mellicola CBS 633.66, 2202 nucleotides long. Its product is annotated as cysteine proteinase. Gene Ontology annotation, biological process: proteolysis. Bases 1 to 2202 code for a protein of 733 amino acids. Gene Ontology annotation, molecular function: calcium-dependent cysteine-type endopeptidase activity. The transcript is spliced from 6 exons. The record is from RefSeq and is a predicted model, not a curated record. Lineage: Eukaryota; Fungi; Basidiomycota; Wallemiomycetes; Wallemiales; Wallemiaceae.